AUGGUUGCAAGUCACGAAAUUGAAAACGCAGAGUACCAUGAAAACACCUCUGGUGGUCAAACUGCCUUCAAGGAUUACUUGGGUAAGUUUGCCCAUGUUGAAGAUCCAAUUGAAAGAAGAAGAUUGGCUUUAGAGGAAAUUGACAAAGCCGGAUUUGGUUGGACUCAAGUCAAGAUGAUUAUGAUUGCAGGUGUCGGUUUCAUGACUGAUUCCUACGAUAUUUUUGCCAUUAACUUGUCCAUCAAUAUGUUGCAAUAUGUCUACUGGAAAGGUACCAUCCCAAGUUCCACCACCACUUUGAUCAAGGUUGCCACUUCAGUUGGUACAGUUGUUGGUCAAGUUGGUUUCGGUUCUAUUGCUGAUUUGGUUGGACGUAAGAAGAUUUACGGUAUGGAGUUGAUUGUCAUGAUUGCUGCUACUAUUAUGCAAUGUACUAUUGGUACUUCGCCUGCUAUUAGUUUCCCUGCUUGGUUUUCCACAUUGAGAAUCAUUAUGGGUAUUGGUAUUGGUGGUGACUAUCCAUUGUCAUCGAUUAUCUCUGCUGAGUUCUCAACCACCAAGUGGAGAGGUGCUAUCAUGGCUGCUGUCUUUUCAAAUCAAGGUAUUGGUCAAGUGUUUGCCGGUAUUGUUGCCAUGAUUUGCGUUGCUGGUUACAAGGAUGACUUGAUCAACGCCAAAACUGGUGCUGAAUGUCACGCUGACCGUAAAUGUGUUAGAGCAGCUGAUCAAAUGUGGAGAAUUAUUAUUGGUUUCGGAUGUGUUCCCGGUGUCAUUGCCUUGUACUAUAGAUUGACCAUUGCUGAGUCUCCAAGAUAUUCUUUGGACGUGAAAUCUAGCGAUCCAGCUGACAUUGAAAAGGCUGCCAAGGCUGUCCUUGACGAAGUUGCUCAAGACACUGCUCCCCCAAAGGCUUCAUUCACUGACUUUUGGAGACAUUUUGGCCAAUGGAAAUACGGAAAGAUUUUGUUGGGAACUGCCGGUUCAUGGUUUAUGUUGGAUGUUGCCUUUUACGGUAUGGGUUUGAACUCGACUUUGAUUUUGCAAACCAUUGGUUACGCUAGAAAGGAUAAUAUUUACCACAAGUUGUACGAUUCAGCUGCUGGUAACUUGAUUUUGGUUUGUGCUGGUUCCUUGCCAGGUUACUGGUUCUCGGUUGCCUUUAUCGAGUUUUUGGGUAGAAAGACUAUUCAAUUGGGUGGAUUCUUUAUCUUGACUGUUUUGUUGACCGCUAUGGGUUUCGGUUACCACAGAUUGGGAGACAGAGGAGUUCUUGGUUUGUACGUUGUCUCCCAAUUUUUCCAAAAUUUCGGUCCAAACGUCACUACUUUUAUUGUCCCCGGUGAAGUUUUCCCAACCAGAUACAGAUCUACUGCACACGGUCUUUCCGCUGCUUCCGGUAAAGUUGGUGCCAUUAUUGCUCAAACCUGUAUCGGUACCUUGAUCAACCACCACUGUGCUCCACUGAACCCAGGCUGUUUCUUGCCCCACGUUUUGGAAAUUUUCGCUUUGUUCAUGUUGCUUGGUAUUUUCACCACCUUGUUGAUUCCAGAAACCAAGGGUAGAACUUUGGAAGAAAUUUGUGAAACUUGUCACGAUGAGCCAGACCAAGGUAGAAUUAGUAGAGAAAAAUACGCAACUCAAGAAGAAUCAUACGACUCAGAUCUCAAACAAUAG
Messenger RNA from Lodderomyces beijingensis, 1674 nucleotides. Lineage: Eukaryota; Fungi; Ascomycota; Pichiomycetes; Serinales; Debaryomycetaceae. The record is from the annotation of a GenBank genome assembly.